GUAGGAUCAAAACAUCAAUCUACUACCCGGAAUAAAAUGCGAUGUUGUGGAGGGAGAAUGCAUUUUUACACAACAUUAGGCAUGCGGGCCGUGUUCUUCCGAUGAGGGGCAUAACAAGCUAUCUAACAAUCUAACUCUUUCUUGUCCUUGUACCCAAGUACUUGAUUUUGAUUGCUUUUUUUCUUUCUUUCGGCUCCCCCUUGGAAACUUGCUCCUUUUCAGCUUGAAUUGGUCAUUGUUCGCUGCUGCUCAAUUCGCCAUUGCCACCCCAAUUCUGCGUGAAAGUGGGUUUCCUCAAAAUAGCGGCAAAGAAAUGCGAAAACUUACCCAUAUGUGUGCCAUGACGAACUUGGUAUCACAUCUUGGCUCUGCUUAUCGGCAUAAAAUAUUCAAUAUCACCGUUUGUGAAUAUCCCUAUCAGUACCACGCCAUUCCUGCUACCUCCACCAGCCUUACCAAAUUUUCAUGAAUUCGAGGAACGCACCAUCCAGGGUGCCAGCAUCUCUAUCAACUUUAUUUCAUCACAAAAGAGCCCAUCAACGGGUAAAUCGACGAUCGAAGAGAGUUCUUGUCGUGAUUGCACGGAUACUCCGAUGUUGAUCUAAUAAGGUUGCGAAGAAUCUGGGGUAUGGAGGAAAAUGAUUGUCCGUGUUUGGAGUUUGGAGUUUGGUGACGAAUAAUCACGUACUAUCUACGGAAAUCGAUGCUCCAUUAAGCUUCUCCCCUCUCUCAUAGAUGCGAGUGGAGAUGUGGGAUUGGUUGAAUUCGACGUCUUAUCGGACCCAGGCCUCUAACAACUUUAUAUCCGGCAUGUCUAAUGUAUUGUUGACAUUUCAAGACAUUAGUUGAUAUGUACGUCUUGUCACUUCAACGAUGUACGCUGCACACUGAUAAACAACGCAAAAGAAUGGGCGAUUUAUCAGUUACUAGGAUAAGCGUCAAGUGAGGGGCCGGAGUGUAUUCCUAGCCACACACCUAUCUUCAACGUUUAGCUACAGCAAAAUACCCGGCAAUGUUGUAUCUUUCAUUUGCCGUCACACCUCAUACGAUCUUUUCAGGAUCUUCGCUGUUUGGAUAUACAUGAAAUAAAGUGCAGUCCACUCCAAUAGCAGAGGUACCUAAUACAAAGCUCCGACUCCGCUGGAAGCACAGAAUUCAAUCAAGGUGUGGUGUGCUUCCGUGCCUGCGUCUGCAGGGUACAGAUGCAUGGGAUAUACACAUUUCCACAACACGCCAGUGGAUUGAUUGUCAAUGAGUAUACUGCGCGAUGGAUAGCAACAUGACAGAUUAGGUAUUUGCAUGAUAGAUGUCUUGCAAUCGAAAUGAAUCAUGAUAGUGUAGAUAGCUACAAGCUAUGUGACUUGACAAGGAGACCGCCAAUCCCUUCUCCAGGGGGAGAAUGUAAACGAUAUAAGUUUGGGGGUUUACUUUGGGGAGUGCGGAAAUAGAAGAAUCUAUCAAGCCCCCACACUUUUCUUUCUUGGUCAGAGUACUAAGAGGAUAUUUUUGUUACCUCAUAUCUUUGAUAUCUUACAGAGCAAUCUCAAAUGGCGCCGGCUUACAAUGAAAAUGUGAUGAACGUGGAGGUCACAUCCCACGUCAGCAAUAAAUCUAGCAUUCUUAGCAGCGUUCUACACGGAAUACAAGAUGUGAGAUUGGAAGUUCGCAAUAUCACCGAACCUCUUGUCGGAGAACUCCAAGUUCAGAUCAAAUCGACUGGCAUCUGCGGUUCCGAUGUAAGCUAUUACAAGAAGUUCGCCAAUGGCGAUUUAUGUGCAUGUGCACCUCUAUCUCUUGGACAUGAAGCUUCAGGUGUGGUUGUAGGGAUUGGACCUCAAGUCAAUGGCUUUGCUAUUGGUGAUCGGGUCGCCCUUGAGGUGGGCAUAUCAUGUGGCCAAUGCGAUAUCUGCCGGAAAGGAAGAUAUAACCUUUGCAAGAAAAUGAGAUUCAGGAGCAGUGCAAAGAGUGUACCUCAUUUUCAAGGGACGUUGCAAGAGAGGAUCAAUCAUCCAGCCGUUUGGUGUCACAAGCUUCCAGAUCAUAUCUCAUUCGACGCCGCUGCACUUUUGGAACCACUCUCUGUGGCAAUUCAUUCUGUAAAUAGAGCAGCACCUACACCUGGGUCGACAGCUGUUGUCAUUGGAGCUGGAGCAGUAGGUCUCCUCGUUGCUGCUAUGGCCCGUCAAUCCGGCUGCCCUAUUGUAACGAUAACCGACAUCUCCGCGAACAGGGUCCAAUACGCACUCGAACACGGAUUCGCUACUCACGGUUACGUGAUUCCUCCUUCUAGCUCUAACUCCAGCGCCCCCUCCAGCACUCCCUCCUCGGGAACCUCCACCCCUUCUCUAGCUUCAGGAACCACAACACCUAUCUCUUCCUAUACCACCAUCUCCGAUCGUCUCAGCUCUGCAAAAUGCACUGCUUCCGAGAUCUUGUCAAUCUCAUCCCCAGACGACGUCCUUGCCGAAGACGACCACGAAGGCGCUGACAUAACCUUUGAAUGCACCGGCAAGGAAAUUUGCAUGCAAACUGCCAUCUACAGCACCAAGCCGGGUGGAAAAGUAAUAAUGGUCGGCAUGGGAACACCCAUCCAAACGCUCCCUCUCUCCGCUGCUCAUCUCCGCGAAGUAGAUAUUCUAGGCGUUUUCAGAUAUGCAAAUACGUAUCCGACCGGUAUCAGAAUGUUAGGUGCUAGCGGGAAGAAAGGAGGACUUCCGAGCUUGGACAACAUGGUUACGCAUCGAUUUAAAGGUCUCGGGAAUGCAAAGCAAGCGUUCGAGUUGGCAGGAAAGACAAUGGACGAGCACGGGGAUCUUAUCUUAAAGGUGGUUAUCGAGGUGUAGAAAUCUGCAAGGGGAAAUGAUGGAGUCGUUUGAUUUCUGUGAGAAUAUAAUGAGUUCUUUUAUUCUUUUCUUUAUUUCGCACACGAUCUAGUAACCUUUCUUUUGGAUAAGAAGUCGAAGGUUAAUUUGGGAAAGUGGUUGAUGGGAUGGAUUUGGUGUUUUGCUGUGAAAGAAGGAAAUCUGGUAUUGGGCUGGCGUCAUGCUUUGAAGCUGGAGGUAGAUAGAUCGAAUAUAUUUACAAUUCAAUUGAUGCAUUCA
This is a messenger RNA of Botrytis cinerea B05.10, 3101 nucleotides long. RefSeq lists its product as hypothetical. The coding region runs from base 1548 to 2843 and encodes 431 amino acids. Gene Ontology annotation, biological process: D-sorbitol catabolic process. The transcript is spliced from 4 exons. Lineage: Eukaryota; Fungi; Ascomycota; Leotiomycetes; Helotiales; Sclerotiniaceae. Gene Ontology annotation, molecular function: L-iditol 2-dehydrogenase (NAD+) activity; zinc ion binding. The record is from RefSeq and is a predicted model, not a curated record.